Molecule: messenger RNA, 2119 nt
Organism: Nymphaea colorata (pocket water lily)
Lineage: Eukaryota; Viridiplantae; Streptophyta; Magnoliopsida; Nymphaeales; Nymphaeaceae
Product: protein VAPYRIN-LIKE-like
Exons: 1
Coding region: 528-2009 (493 amino acids)
Molecular function (GO): protein binding
Source: RefSeq, a predicted model, not a curated record
AGUGAAGGAGUCCUAACCUUAGACCAAGUCACCAGGAAGCAGAAUUUUUUUUCUUUUCUUUGGCUUGGGUGGGGAUGAAUCAUGAAUGGCAUAGUAAUGUUCUUUAAGCAGAAUUAUUGUCGAUCAGUUGCUUGGGCAUUCUUGGGACGCUGACUCUGGCUUGGUCCAAGGUGAUUAUGAAAGCGUUUUAUCAGGACACAGUAACGAGAACAUGAAAUGCAAUUUUUCCAUGUCCUGGUGAAGUGGGAAAGGGUGGAAGGGGUGAAGGUGUGUGUCGAAGUCCCCCGAACACUCAUUGGCAGGUGACGAGCGUGUAGAACUUUGGCUGCUCUUUCACAUGUUCUGGUCACCCUCACCACGGUGUGGCAAAGUCUUUGACCAAAGGGAAAAAAGCGGAAGAUCUAAGAGAGAGGGGGUGAAGAAGGAAUUCGGUCCAUCGCAGAUCACAGAUUGAGGUGCCACCAAGGAAUGUGAAGACGCGUUGGCUGCGGGGGAAGGAAGGAGGUGAGCGGAUCGAGUAACAGGGCAUGGAUCGCCUGGUCAGGACGGAUGUGAAAGAGUUGGAGCUGUUGUUCAAGCGGGGGCAGCAGCGAUGCUCUGCAAAGUUCAGGGUUCAGAAUUUGAUGCACACGAUGGCCGUGGCGAUCGACAUAUCCACCACAAAUACAGCCGCCUUCACCAUCAAGCCUUCAUCCCCUGCCGUCAUCCCUCCGCUCUCUCUUGCCCAGUUCUCCAUCUUCACCAACAAUCCCUCCGAGGAUCGCCCUCCGCUGGCCUUCCCUCAGGACAAGCUCUUUAUACGAAGUUCCAUGCUCCCCACGGGGAAAGCCGAAGAGGAGCAGCUCCAUUGCAUCUUCUCCCAGCCCGGUGCCCACGUUUACAAGGAUGCCACUCUCCCCAUCUCCUUCACAGGCGAAGAUACAGCCCGCGCCAUCAUCUUCGGCCACCACCGCCUCCAUCACCACGACCAUGGCGAUGACGGCAGAGUGUCCCCACUCUCUUCCUCCUCCUCCCCCUCCUCCUCCUCCUCUUUCCUCCUUGCCAAGGCUGUCUCUGUCUGCACACCUUCUCAGAAAGCCGACCUUCUCCGUUCGGCUGCUCAAUUUGGCGAAUCCGACCUUGUUUCCGCUCUCAUCGACGCCGGAGCAGACGUCAAUUGCAGGGAUAACCAUGAUCUCUCUCCUCUGUACUUAGCCGUGCUUUCGGGCGAUGCCGGAUCCGUCAGGGUUCUGCUCUCAGCCGGUGCUGCUGUCGAUCUCUCCGUCGGCCGUUUCCUUCAUUCGGCGGAGUCACUGAGGAGGCUAGACGUGCUCUCUGCUUUCGUGGAUUCGGACCUCUUCGACGUUAACGGCGCCAUGGAUUCGCUGGGGCGGACACCACUGCACCUGUCCGCGGUCCAUGGCAACGUCGACGCCUUGCGCCUGUGCAUCUCGUGGGGAGGGGAUGUCGACCGUGUCGACCUGAAUGGGUGGACUCCCCUGCACUGUGCCGCUGCGGAGGGCCAUCUAGGGGCGGUCGACUUCCUGCUGGCGGUCUGCAACACCAAGUACGCGGUCACCAGGGACGGGAAGACGGCCCAUAUGCUAGCCAUGGAGUCGGGGCACCACCACCUCAUGGACGCCCUCUGCCUCGCGGACAAGCUGCACAGGGCGGCAGGGCAGGACGGCAACGUCCACGGUGUGAAGGAGUACGUGGCGCAGGGGGCGUCCGUGGAUUCAAGGGAUCAGAACGGGUGGACGCCCUUGCACAGGGCGGCCUUCAAAGGUCGGGCCGACGUCGUCCAGUUCCUUCUAGACCAGGGCGCCCAGCUCGACCCCCUGGAUAACGCCGGAUACACGCCUCUGGACUGCGCGGCGGAAGCAGGCCAUACCCACGUCGCAAAGCUUCUCAUCUGCCGCGGUGCGCGCCGGAACAGCAAUGACGACAACAACCAGGCCCUCAAAGGUUCGACCUGCCCCGUUGGGUUCUUUUCUUCCGUGGACCGUAGCUCUUCUCUUGAUGAGCAGUAAGUGUAGUAAAUUAAAAGUUUUCCACUCCUACUCAAAGGAUCAGUCCGUCCAAGCGAGUUUUAUUUUUCCUGUGGACAGCUAAAAAGGCCAAAAAACAUUGUGUUCGCAAA